AUGAAGAUUGAUGAAAUUAUCGAUCUCCUGGGCACAGUUCCUCCGUCCCAGAAUGUUGCCCACACUGAGGGGACUCGCAAUGAAAUCACCAAGGUGUAUCAUGAGAUGUACGCACCUGGGCUUGCCUCUUUCUUCGAAUCCGGGUGGUACCACUUUACAGAAAAUGGAUCACCUUCGUUUCCUCAAAACCAGCGCCUCGUCGAAUUGAUGGCAUCUUUUCUCAAGGCGCUGGAGGCUGUCAAGGUCAACGAUCAAACCCAGAUGGCCUACUCUGGUAUUCUUGAGACGCGCCUUGUGUGGGAGCUUGCGCGAGCAGCAUACGAUCCUCCCACUACAGCUUCUGCUAUCAGUACCACAACGCUGCCGCACGAUGGUGAUGCGAAGGAGACCCAAAACCGUGUCCGAGUUGUUGAGGCACUUUUGUGCGGAGACUAUCUAUCAGUCAACCCACUCUGCCCACCAAUGCAAGACCCUGACAAUUACCGAAGCCGACAAUUUGAUUUCUGGUAUAGCCUGGCCGAGUUCGUGCGUACGCGGGAGGAUCCCACUGGUCCAGCUGCCGCCAAGUCUAGGGAGGAAAUGCUUUCGAGAAUGCGCUAUCUACUUGAUGGUCGUGAGAACCGCGAUGUUCUCUACUCGAUUGCAGUUGUUCGAGAACUUGCUCCACAUUUCGAUUCUCCUUACGGCAAUGCUGCUCCUCAACAUGCCGACGAGAGUGACCCUAAGAACAGACUCUCAGUUGCAUCCAAGUUCAUUUACGAUGAGUCUCAGGUCACAGGUGGAACAACCAACGUCGUGCGACGUCUUUGCGACAUUGCAUACAGAGCCUUCGUCAAUCCAGGUGUUAAUAUUGCUCGGAAAUUUUGA
Fusarium musae is the source of this 867-nucleotide messenger RNA. RefSeq lists its product as uncharacterized. NCBI's taxonomy places the organism in Eukaryota, Fungi, Ascomycota, Sordariomycetes, Hypocreales, Nectriaceae. The coding region runs from base 1 to 867 and encodes 288 amino acids. The record is from RefSeq and is a predicted model, not a curated record. The transcript has a single exon.